Molecule: messenger RNA, 726 nt
Organism: Manihot esculenta (cassava)
Lineage: Eukaryota; Viridiplantae; Streptophyta; Magnoliopsida; Malpighiales; Euphorbiaceae
Product: phytohormone-binding protein
Exons: 2
Coding region: 90-554 (154 amino acids)
Biological process (GO): defense response; abscisic acid-activated signaling pathway
Cellular component (GO): cytoplasm; nucleus
Molecular function (GO): signaling receptor activity; abscisic acid binding; protein phosphatase inhibitor activity
Source: RefSeq, a predicted model, not a curated record
UUGUAUAAUUUAAGUCUUCAUAAUUCCCUUCUAAUUUCACUCUUCACAUACUUUUCUAGCUAGGUUGGAAUUAUUUGUAUCCUAAAGCCAUGAUAAAAGAAGUGAAAACUCAGGCAAAAAUUGGUGUUGGCUUAGAUCUCCUGUGGAAAGCUUUAGUUAAGGAUUUGAAAUUUACCAUUCCAGACAUGAUCCCUAAUUUAGUGAAGGAUGCAGAUGUGAUUGAAGGUGAUGGUGGCCUUGGUACAGUCUAUCUCUUCAAUUUUGGCCCUGAGAUCAAAACAAUGACCUACCAGAAGGAAAAGAUUUCAGAGCUUGAUGAGUCGCUGCACCGAAUCGCUCUGGAAGUAAUAGAAGGCGGCCACCUGAAUCUCGGAUUUUCAUACUACAAUACAAUUUUCCAGCUAACUGCUACUGGAGAAGUGGAGACUCUAAUUGAUGUUACUGUGGCAUAUGAGUCUGACACAGAAGAUGAUGCGUUGCCAUCAAAGACAACAUCAUCUACAUUGGCUUUCAUCAAGAACCUGGAAAAUUAUUUGCUCAAGGCUGCAGCUUAGAUGUUUUCCUUUACUGGGUUCUGCUUCUCUGAAUUCAGAGAGAUGCCUAUCUCGUAAUGCAAGAAAUUACUGGUUCAAAUAUGUAUAAUAUGGAGCAGUAAAAAUAAUAAGUUUAUUGCUUUUCUGUGAUUGAACAUUUUUUCAAUAUAAUUAUUUUUCAAUACAUUUUCAA